AUGCUCAACCCGGAGGGCUUCUUGGUAUGGGCCACCGCACUGGGCUUUGGCGUUUCUUGUCUAGGCCAGGGUGACCCUCAGACCAUUAUGUAUGCGAAUCUGGGCCCCAACAACAGGCAAGUAAAGCAGGGGUCAGGCUCAGGAUUAAAUGGUGUUUUGCGCUGGAACUAUGGCAUGCCUGACGUCGGCACUUGUCGCGAGACCUUUCAGGGUGGUGGGCAUUUUCGCUGGUUCAUGCAGCCGUCGCAGAAUGGCACUGCCUACUUUUUGGCAGCAAGCUUAGAGCAGAGUUUGAGCAAUUUGCACAACAUUGAGACGGACGGAUAUAAUCGAGGACGUGACCAAGUGGUCAACAUCGCCACACAGCCCGGUGGUAUUGAAUGGAAGGGCAACAAAUUUAAUGCGACCGUCUCAUGGAUCGAUCCGGGGAUCCUGAUGAACGCCACGUCCCAGAACAUUAGCCAUCCCGAAAUGUCACUCCCGGGGAAGCCGGUCGUAGAUGGCCGGAUCGCCGUGCUCUAUGUGCACACCAUUACUCGGAAUUAUGGAGAAGCGUAA
This is a messenger RNA of Malassezia sympodialis ATCC 42132, 558 nucleotides long. RefSeq lists its product as uncharacterized. The record is from RefSeq and is a predicted model, not a curated record. NCBI's taxonomy places the organism in Eukaryota, Fungi, Basidiomycota, Malasseziomycetes, Malasseziales, Malasseziaceae.